Messenger RNA from Vigna radiata var. radiata (mung bean), 993 nucleotides. RefSeq lists its product as uncharacterized. The record is from RefSeq and is a predicted model, not a curated record. Lineage: Eukaryota; Viridiplantae; Streptophyta; Magnoliopsida; Fabales; Fabaceae. The transcript has a single exon. The coding region runs from base 1 to 993 and encodes 330 amino acids.
AUGCCAAUUGAUGCAAUUCAAUGGUGCAAUCUUCCAGUUGAAUUUCACCCAUUGCCUGGAGAAGAAUCAUCAUCAGGGGUGUCUAAAAAUGUUGUAGCAUAUUUUUCCAAGAGCAUCAAGAUUUUAUGUUCAAGCAAUGGCUUGGUUCUUUGUUCUGUUGCAAGUGAGAAUGGAAUAAGCUUUUUUAUCAUCAACCCAACAACACAAUCUUGCUCGCCUAUUCCAACUCAUGAGCACCUUCAAAAUAAGAGUUGUUAUGAUCAUAAGAUUGGUUUUGUAUGUGAAUCUGAUGGUAAUAUUAUGAUAUAUCACUUUAUCGAUAAUUUAGAUGAGUGGUGUUCAGAUUUUGACUGCAAAGUGUAUAAGGAGGGAGUGUGGAAAGAAAGAGAGAGAUUUUUCACUGGUAGUAGAAAUUUAAGAUUUGAUAUGUCUGUGCAUCACAAAGGAGUUAUUCACGUGAUAUCAGAUUGUUCUCCUUACUUAACAAGAAACAAUCCUUAUUUCAGACCCUACAUUGUGUCAUACAAUUUUGAGGAUGGUAAAUCAAGACUGUUGAGGGUGCCCAAAGAAGCAAGAAAGGGUUCUCAUGACAAAAGCUGUGAAAUGAGAAUUUUCAAAUGGGGAAAAGUGACUGAUUCAGAUCAAUCUCUUUGCUUGGUGAGAUUGAGAAAGGGAGUAUUUACUGUAUGGGUUUUGACAAAGUAUGAAACAAGUUUGUGGAAAAAGAUUUUGAAGAUAAGAGUGAGGGCAAUGGGACUUUCGGAGAAUGAUCUUUCUCAAGUAGCAGUAAAAAGUUUUAUAGUAUUAAAUGGAGAACUUUUGGUGUUUGCUACGCAAAACAAGGUUUACGUAUAUAGUUUGAGCGAUAAAAGAAUUCGUAACUUUUGGAAUCAUGAGUCUGAGUUCAACAUUUUGCGUUUCAUUCCUUACAAGGAUACCUUGGGCAGGUUUGAUAUUGGAACCAAAAUUUUACCUUUACCUAUACAUGUGUAA